Molecule: messenger RNA, 246 nt
Organism: Peniophora sp. CBMAI 1063
Lineage: Eukaryota; Fungi; Basidiomycota; Agaricomycetes; Russulales; Peniophoraceae
Source: the annotation of a GenBank genome assembly
AUGAACCUCUUCUUGCUCCUUUUUACCUGUCAGACCACCUCCAGACAUGAGGCGCAUAUACGCUUCACUCCCCUACCUACUGCUCACGUCAUGGCCGUUACGCUCUCCUCCGUGCCCGUAGACGCCUGUUACGCUGUGGCGUGUGGAACCUGCGGAAAGACGACUUGGAAGGGGUGUGGACAGCAUGUUGAUUCGGUUAUGAAGGACGUCAAGGAUGAAGACAAGUGCAAGUGCCCUCGCGCUUAA